Messenger RNA from Trichomonas vaginalis G3, 1440 nucleotides. Its product is annotated as protein ubiquitination. Gene Ontology annotation, molecular function: protein binding. The transcript has a single exon. Bases 1 to 1440 code for a protein of 479 amino acids. NCBI's taxonomy places the organism in Eukaryota, Parabasalia, Trichomonadida, Trichomonadidae. The record is from RefSeq and is a predicted model, not a curated record.
AUGAACAAUAAUAUGAUUAUUGAUUAUGAUUACAUUGCUAAAAAUAUAGAUGCAUACAUCGAUCAAGGUAAUUUUUAUGACAUAUUUGAUGAAGAUGUUAUUUCCGAAGUCGUAAAGAAAGCAACACUUAAAUCAAAAGAUUUCGAACUUAUGGUUUCACAAGGGAAAUCAAAGUUUAACUCAGUAAAAUUAUAUGAAAUGACAUACAAGAGCAAUGUUGUUGUUCAUUCAUAUGAUGAUGCAAUUCAAAUUCUCAAAAGUUACAAAGACUAUUUAGGAUUAGAGUCAUCCAAUAGUUUGAUAACAUUUUUUGAACAAUACAAAGAAGAUCACAUAUCAGAUACAAAAGAAGUCCAAGAACUCAAAACAGAGAUACAAAAUCUUCAGAAAAAAGUGAGAAUAAUGGAAAAUGAAAUAAAGAAACUCAAAGAUGAUAAUAUUGAAUUAACUAAAUGCAAAAAAAGGAUUAUUUCAAUGUUUCAACUUCCAGAUUCUAAUGAUUUUAAAUCUAUUUAUAAUUGGCUUAAGAAUAAUGUGUACAACAAGCAGAGUAUUGCUUUAGCAUGUGCUGUAGGAUUAAGUGAAAUGAGACAUAGAAAUGGUGUAAAUCCACUCUUGAAAGCAUGUUCUUGUGGAGAUUUUCAAUUAGUAAAAGCUCUUAUUGAAGGAGGAUGUAAUCGGAAUGUUUAUGAUUUUUGGGGAAUUAAUUGUUUACUGUAUGCAACAAUUGAUGGCAAUCUCGAAAUUAUACAAUAUUUAAUACAAAAUGGUUUUGACAAACAAUAUAGAAGAAAUUCUGAUGGAUGUAAUGCUAUUCUUUUAGCCUCUAUUAAGGGUCAUCUUGAAGUGAUUAAAUAUCUUAAAAGCAUCGGAUGUGAUGUAAAUUUCAAAACAAACAAAAAUAAAAACUGUGUUUACUUAGCAUCAGAAAAUGGUCAUCUUGAAACAGUAAAAUAUCUUGUUUCAUGUGGAAUAGAUCCAAAUGAAAAAGAUAAUGAUGGAUACUCUCCAAUAAUUGUUGCAUCGAAAUAUGGCCAUAUUGAAGUGAUAAAGUAUCUUCAAAGCAUCGGAUGUGAUGUAAAUUCAAAAACAAACAGAAAUGCAAAUUGUGUUUUGGUUGCUUCAUCGAAUGGAAAACUCGAAACAGUUAAAUAUCUCGUAUCUUGUGGAGUAGAUCCAAAUGAAAAAGAUAAUGAUGGAUUUUCUGCAAUUAUUGGUGCAUCACAAAAUGGUCAUCUUGAAGUCAUCAAAUAUCUUCAGAGUAUUGGAUGUGAUAUAAAUUCUAAAACAAACAACAAUGCAAAUUGUGUUUUUUAUGCAUCAUCGAACGGUCAACUCGAAACAGUAAAAUACCUUAUUUCAAUUGGAGUUAAUCCAGAAGAAAAAUAUAAAGAUGGAUUUUCCCCAAUCAUUGUUGCAGCAGCAAAUAGAUGUGGGUGA